Messenger RNA from Suillus paluster, 559 nucleotides. RefSeq lists its product as uncharacterized. The record is from RefSeq and is a predicted model, not a curated record. Lineage: Eukaryota; Fungi; Basidiomycota; Agaricomycetes; Boletales; Suillaceae. Bases 21 to 488 code for a protein of 155 amino acids. The transcript is spliced from 2 exons.
GAUGGUUAGAACGAUAAACAAUGGUCUUUGGUCUAUUCGCUCCCAAGCUUGAUCCUUCAUCCAAUACCCAACUACAUACGAGUACACCCUCUACAUCUCCCUCAAUUUCUCACACAGAACCCCCUUCUUCCUAUCCCCAGCCGAAUUCUCACUCCCCCGAACCCAAGCCCGAGUAUCAGCCUGAGGUAACAGACCCAACAGCUCUCUAUGACCUCAUACGUUCUGUCCCUCCUCAAACCUUCCACCACCACCGCCCUCCCCACACACACUCACCAUCUUCUCCCAUGUAUCCUGCGAUCUAUCCCCAUCACCCCAACUCCAUUGCAUGCGCUGCCACGUAUCCUUUGAUCAUUCAAACAUGGACACAUCUUGCUGCAUCAAUGAUCAGGGCGCACUUGUUGAUCACUUGGUGUAUCAGAUGGUGUGGAGCUGCUGUGAGGGAAGUGUUGGGUUGGUGCUAUAAGGGAAGACAUACAACAGACAUCUAACGUGUGCGCUUCCUCCAGAUUUGUCCAUCCAUGACGAUCACAGUCCCAUGUGCUUCAGUAGGGUACCACAG